AUGUUGUCCUACAUUGGAUUCUUCUUCUGCAUUGCUGGUAUUCUUUUGGUUAAUUCACAACAAUCUACAAAACAUGCGAAUUUAUUUAAUUUAGACAACUCAGACGCAACUGUGUAUGCAGGUGGUAGUUUACGACAAGCCAAUGAGAAUAAUUUUCCAAUACUGCAAGGUCAAUUUGGAUCAAUGGCAAUAAUAACUUUGAAACCCGGUGGUAUUCGUCAACCACACUGGCAUCCCUUUGCUUGGGAAAUGAAUUAUGUUCUCAGUGGUAAAGCUAAGUGGAGUAUUGUUGGAACUAAUGGUCAACAUGAUUCAUUUGUAGCUAAAACUGGUGAUCUUGUCUUUGUUCAACAAGCCUGGUUCCAUUAUUUUGCAAAUGCUAAUGAAAACGAAGAUUUGAUAGUUUUAAUUGUAUUUAACUCUGGCAAAGCUGUAUCAACUGAUGAUAUUGGAAUUGUUGCUGCACUGAAUGGAAUACCUACUGGUAUAUUGGCUGCUUCAUUUGACAUGCCAAAGGCUUAUUUCGAGAAGCUGCCAAGAAAUAUGACACAAACAUCAAUUAUUUUACGAAAUAGUGCAAAACCGUGA
Adineta steineri is the source of this 588-nucleotide messenger RNA. NCBI's taxonomy places the organism in Eukaryota, Metazoa, Rotifera, Eurotatoria, Adinetida, Adinetidae. The record is from the annotation of a GenBank genome assembly.